AACUUUGUGCUGCAUUUCUGAUCCAGGCUGCAGUUUGGGGAGAAAAUGGAGGCUCAUUUCAUCAUAUUUACCUCGCUCCUCCGUCUACAACGAGCCUUUCGACCGACGAACGGACUUUAAACGUUGCUAUUUGACGGGAUUUUACUCUCCAAUCUGAAGUUAUAUUCUCGCUAGGUCUUCUAUCACAUGGCGGAGAUUGGCAGCAUCAUGGUUUGGCUCCGCGGUGCCCUCGUGACCGGUUGCAUUUCCUGGAAUAAGCUGGAACCUGAGCCUUGAAAGCCACACCAUGGAAUGAGUGUAGUACCACACCUCAGCUUCAUCUGGCCCACCAGCAUCAGCAGGAAUCACAGACACAAAGAGAGACACAAACAAAUACGGGACACGGAGGAGGAGGACUCUCUGCUCCUGCCCGCUUUUUUUUUAUCUAUUUAGGUCAGCUAGCCAGAAAGAGAUCAUUUGGAGGGAGUGAGCGUCAGUGUGUGUGUUUCUCUUUUAGAGUAGGUGCCUGCCCUGGGCACUGAGGACAUGAGGCCAAAAACUUUCCCAGCUGCCCCCUAUGUGGGGAACACGCGCCAGAGGCUUCAGGAGAUCAAGGAGGGUCUGAAGCAGCCGGCCAAGCUUGUGAGCCAGGCCCUGCACGGGGGCAGCUCCCGGACCGAGGGCGGCAGAGGGGCCGACUGCAAGAGCGGGAAAGACACGGCCAGCCGCCAGCAGCAGCUUCGACCGCCACAGAAGUUUAACAACUACCAGAAUGCCCUUCGAGAAAUCAGAAAGUCCCUCAUGCCCUUUGCCAACGAGUCAGGCCCCUCUUCAGGGUCAGGACACCCUGCAGGAGCCGGGGAGGUGAACCGGCAGAUGCUGCAGGAUUUGGUCAAUGCCGGCUGUGACCAGGAGAUGGCUGUGCGGGCGCUAAAGCAGACGGGGAGUAGGAAUAUCGAAGCCGCCUUAGAGUACAUCAGCAAAAUGGGUUACCUUGAUCCCCGCAAUGAGCUCAUCGUCCGUGUCAUCAAGCAGACUUCACCAGGUAAAGCUGGCAUGCCAAACUCAAUGGACCACCGCCCUGCAUUAGAGGCUUCAGGGGAAGCGGGUGCCAUGCCUCCGUACCACCAGAUGGGGGCUCCAAUGUAUGACGGGGCAGCUGGUUACGGCCCUGAGGGGGAGAUGUCCAGAGCCUACAUGGGCGCUCCCCCUGUGAUGAACUACAUGAUGCCUCCUUCUGGUGCAGCACAGGGUCCUGCCAUGGGAAACCCGAUGGGUCGACCUCCCAGUAUGGGCAACUAUCCAGCGGUGAUGGCCCCCCAGGGCAACCAGCCCAACAACAUGUACCCUUCAGGGGCGCCACAGAAAGGCUACACCGGUGGUAUGGAACAGCAUGGCCCAAUGAUGAGCUACAACGUCCCUGGUCAGCCUCUGCAGCUCCAGCCUCAGCCACCAGGGGGCCCUGUUCCUGGUCCACACUAUGAUUAUGGCCAUACCAGGCCACACAUGAUGGAGCCCGCAGGUUAUGGAGUGAAGAGGACCGCCUCCUUUCAGAACAAGAUGGCACCGCCUCAAAUGGCGCCCCCUGAUAACUACGUCAACAUGCAAGGAAAGGGGGCCAUGGUUCAGAAUGGUCCUGGAGGAGGAGGCGGAGGUUACCCUGCAAACCUGUAUCUGCCCCCUCAUUCCCACCCACGCCAGGCCAGCCCCACGUCCCACCAGGUCCACAUGAUGUCCCGCUCCCCAGGUGGAGUCACAACCAUGGGCCCAGACUUUUCCGACAUGCCGCAGGGCUUGAUGACCCCAUCUAGGGCGAGCCUCAACCUGGACCUGUAUGAGCACCACUGGGCCGGGCCUCCAGGUCCAGAAGGGGCCCCUCCAGCUAGGCAGCCCCAGCCUCAGGGCCCAUUUAGGGGGGAGGUGCGGGUCCCCAGCAGAACCAACUCCUUCAACAAUCGCUCUGCUGGUCCAAAUGGUGUCCGACCAGCGAUGGCUGCUCCACCUCCAGCAGGAAAACAGGACCCCUCUUUGGGCCCACCAAACACCAUGACAGCUGUAACGUCCCCGCCCAUCCAGCAGCCAGUGAAGAGCAUCCGUGUGAUGAGACCAGAGCCAAAGACUGCCGUGGGACCCUGUCACCCAGGGUGGAUGACGGCUCAGACCCAGGAAGCAGCCGAGUCUCUGGGCUACAUGCCCGAGGAGACCUACCCUCUGGAGCCUGCUCAGGAGCCACGCUGCCCACCACCACCUUACCCCAAAAACCUGCUCAUGUCCGGGGCAGCUGGCGAGCCCGGAGCCCUGGAAGGAGCAGGAGACAUGUGUGGAGCCCCGCACCUGAAUAACCCUGCAGCCAGAAACACCCACGGCGGCAGUGGAGGGAGUGGAAAGGGCGAGGAGAGCCAGCAGUCGAAAGAGAAGACGAAGAUGGGAAAGGGAGAAAAAGCAGUGAAAGACAAGAAGCAGAUCCAGACGUCACCUGUGCCUGUGAGGAAGAACGGACGUGAUGAGGAGAAGAGAGAGUCACGCAUCAAGACCUACUCACCGUUUGCUUUCAAAUUCUACAUGGAGCAGCACAUAGAGAACGUGAUGAAGACGCACCAGCAGAAACUGAACCGCAGGCUUCAACUGGAGCAAGAGAUGUCAAAGGCCGGCCUAUCAGAAGCAGAGCAGGAGCAGAUGAGGAAGAUGCUGAAUCAGAAAGAGUCCAACUACAACAGGCUACGCCGAGCCAAAAUGGACAAGUCAAUGUUUAUCAAAAUCAAGACUCUUGGCAUCGGUGCCUUUGGUGAAGUUUGUCUGACCCGAAAGGUGGACACUGGAGCACUUUAUGCCAUGAAGACACUGCGCAAGAAAGACGUCCUCAACCGCAACCAGGUUGCCCAUGUGAAAGCAGAGCGGGACAUCCUGGCUGAGGCAGACAACGAGUGGGUGGUGCGUCUCUACUACUCCUUCCAGGACCGCGACAGCCUCUACUUCGUCAUGGACUACAUCCCCGGAGGAGACAUGAUGAGUCUGCUCAUCAGGAUGGGCGUCUUCCCCGAACCACUGGCGCGUUUCUACAUAGCCGAGCUGACGCUGGCCAUCGAGAGCGUGCACAAGAUGGGCUUCAUCCACCGAGACAUCAAGCCCGACAACAUCCUCAUCGACCUGGACGGACACAUCAAACUUACCGACUUUGGUUUGUGCACAGGUUUCCGCUGGACGCACAACUCCAAGUACUACCAGAAAGGGAGCCACGUCAGACAGGACAGCAUGGAGCCCAGUGACUUCUGGGACGACGUGUCAAACUGUCGCUGUGGUGACCGCCUGAUGACACUGGAGCAGCGCGCCAACCGGCAGCAUCAGCGCUGCCUUGCUCACUCCCUGGUGGGAACACCAAACUACAUCGCACCAGAGGUGCUGCUGCGCAAAGGCUACACGCAGCUGUGCGACUGGUGGAGCGUGGGAGUGAUCCUGUUUGAGAUGCUGGUGGGACAGCCGCCCUUCCUGGCCUCCACACCAACAGAGACUCAGAUUAAGGUCAUCAACUGGGAGAGUACUCUGCAGGUGCCGGCUCAGGUCAAACUGAGCCCUGAGGCGGUCGACAUCAUCGGUCGUCUCUGCUGCUCUGCGGAGGAUCGCGUGGGUUCAAACGGUGCAGGUGAAAUCAAGGCUCACCCUUUCUUCUCCCAGAUGGACUUCUCCAGCAAUCUGCGGCAGCAACCGGCGCCCUACAGACCCAAGAUCGCCCAUCCGAUGGACACGUCUAACUUUGACCCUGUGGAGGAGGAGGGCGGCCCAGGGGCAUGGAGCGACAGCGGGGACAGCACCAGGGCCUUGGACAUGCUCUGCUCGCCACACGGGAAGCACCCAGAGCACGCUUUCUAUGAGUUCACCUUCCGCAGGUUUUUCGACGACAAUGGCUGCCCCUUCCGCUACCCUAAACCUCCCGAGAGCUGCGAGGGGCCGCAGAGUAUCAGCGGAGCCGCCUGCAUGGGGCCGGAUGAGGAUGACGAACAAGAAGAAGAGGAGGAGGACGAUGAAGACAUGGGGGAGGAGGGAGAGCAGGGGGAGGGGUGUGAGCCGGUUUACGUCUAGAACUAUACCUGAGCGGCGUGUGUUUGUUACUGCCGACUAAUGCUCAUCCCCAGCCCAUGACCUUCCCACCUGCUCUACUUUCUGUCUGUGUGUAAAGGCUGCACAGGUGUGUCUGUGUGAGUUAAUGCAGAUCUGGCGUGUGUGAUUGUUGCAGGAGCAAGAUUGACAAACAUCGCCACCUUGUGGAAUCUAUAGUUUUUCCACAACGACUUCAAAAGCAAAACUCCCCUGAUCCGGGACCAAGAAACAACACUGACUACACAUCGGUGAAGCAUUGGCGGAUACAAGACUUUUAAGAAGAGGAUGUCUGGAUCAAAGAUGUCUGAUGUGAGGACUGCUUCCUUGUCCCAUUCCUUCCACCCUUGUGUCUUACACCCAGUAUUGGACAUGGAAAAAUGAGGAAUGGAAUCAGCUGAUUGCGAGGGAAAGGGGGGGGGGGAACUGAAUAAGGAGCACGCCUCAUUCACAGCUGCUGCAAAAUAAGCUACAAAGACACAUGCAUGCACGUGCACACAUUCACAUACAGUUAUCCUGUAAGGGUUAGGUGCAGGGUGGAAAAAUAGUUGUGUUGCCACAACGAUUGAAAGAUUUCAGUGUUCAUGUUAACGUUUCAUGAAGUCAGAAUACAUGGAGAACGUAUUCGAGCAAAGACGCAUCACAGAGACAUAGUUGUUCAGCAGAAAAGUUAGGCUCUGAGAUGAUAUGCGUCCCUUUGGCAACAUCAGGUUUUUUUUUUUUUUUCUGUGUCAUUUGAAUUGCUCAAAUUUGAUCAAAUUGAUCAAAUGUUAAAGAUCUACAUCCAUUUAGCGAAAAACAUUGUUUUCAUCUAAUAUAUCCAAAGCUGCCUCAUUAUGUGACAAUAAGGGUCGUCAUGCUACCAGAAUUUUAAAAACAUUUAGACUCUAGUAAAAAUCAAACCAUAUUUUCUACCUGCUUCGAUACCACAAAUACAUUUUAGCAAAACACCAGUUCUGUAUUUGUGCACUCUCAACUGUGCUCUCUCUCUUUCUUUUGGUUCAAUCUAUAACUGAAGAUCUGUAGUUUUUUAGUUUUUUUUUUUAAUCUUCGGCCCUUUAAGCUUCUAUCGAUUAGUAAAAAAAACUAGAUUUUACCUUUUUAAUCACGUGGUAUUGAAAAGUAUUAAAGUAUCAAACAUUUUGACGACCUUAGUGCCAAAUGUAGUUGAUCCAGUUUCCUGUUUUAGAUUCCUAAUGGAGCCUGAUUCUACUUCUCUCAGAGGUUACUGUUACAAAAACACUUGUUUUCCUGCAAGGCCUCCUGUUACUAUUUAUCUUACUCUGAGGUCUUGUACAGACAGCCAGCAAUAAUUCUUUUUUUUUUCCUGGCGUACACGAAUGGUUUUAAGAAAGUCCGGACCCUAAAAUGACCACAGAAAAAGCAGGUUUUGCAAAUCGACUUUGGAGCUCUUUUGAAACGCUUCAGAUGUCUCAGUCGGGAUGCUAUCCGAUUGCUCGUGAUCACGUUCUACUUCUUGUUUACCCAAGCUGCAGGUUGCUUCAAUGCUUUGUUUUAGGUCAAUAACGGAUCUAUAGACUGAAACUGCUUCAAGAAAACGUAAAGAAAUCAGAGCCGGAGAUGCUCAUAUGGGACUGAAUCGCUUUCUGAGGAUGAAAACUCUAACACACACUCACUAUGACGUAACGUCACCAGCCUCCUCCGGUCUCCUGGAGGCCGUCAUGACAACACAAAGCAACAACAACAAACGUGAUAGAAUGACUGAAUGUGCAAUACAAAAAAUACAUUAUCUAUAGUUUUCUAAACACUUAAUAUCUCUUUUUUUUGUUUUUUUGUACUGAAACGUACAAAUAUAUUGGUUUAUUAUAUUUUCUUUUUUCAGUUACAACAUGCUGCUUAUUAUUGUGGUUAAUAUUAUUUACAUUAUUAUUAUUAUUAUUAUUAUUAUAAUUGUUACAGUUGUUUUUCUUUGGCUUGAAGAAGUGUUGGCUCGAGCUGCCAUGUGUGCCUGGGUUUUUUUGAAAGUAAUGAGCUGUGUGCCUUUCUAAUUGAAUGUCGGCGUGCGCGUCGCCCCUCCACGACGAAGGAGACGCUGGGGACUAACGAUGACGAGCGGUGUGUUUUGCAGAAACAUGGAUGGUAGACUCCUUUCACCUCCUGCAGAUGGGCUGGCCCCGACUGCGGGAGAGAAAGGAUUCUAGUUCAGGGCGAGAGAUGGAUCAGAGGAGAGACAGAAGUUAAAAUGACGACGAGGAGAGAGGCAGGUUGGCUUCAGGAAUUGUAAUCUGAAAAAAAGAAUAAAUAGCUUUGUGUAUUUAACAAAAGCAGAACUUCAUCAAAGAGUAUCAGUUUGGUACAUUUUCUUUAUUUAUCCGAAAUGAGCACCAGUGUGAGUGUCCGUUCUUUACCACAGAGCUGUGCCAUGUCCUAGUUUGACAACACUAUCACCCCGUAUCGUCUUGCUUAUUGACAAUCAAACACCAUAACUGCUCUCGUUGAGUCGUGAUGAACUGUUUGGUCAUUUGAUACCAAACUGUUCCAACAGUAUUUAGUAUUGGACCGGGGGUGCUUCAGGAGUCACAACCUGUUUGAUUCUCUGAUGUGUAACCGGCAGAAUGAGUGAAAAUGUGUGGAUAAGAUUUGUUACGACAGAUUUUUUUUAUUUUUUGUUUUAUUUUGCUCGACAAUGUAUUGAAAGAUUGUUUUUUUCUGUAAAUGUGCCUUGUGUUCUUAAUGAGCAGCACAAUCUUAACAGAUUGCUUUCUCUUUAUAAUCUCUCCUUCACAGACCUCUUUUGCCUGUUACUGCUCUUCUAGAGAAGUGGACAGAGCAUGCUUCACACACACACAGGCUUUGAUUACAUGCAGAGCACAUCCUUCUUAAGUAACAGGCGCACGGAUCAGAAAAGGCAGAAGUCAGGAGGAGGGAAUUAGAGAGAACGAUGAACAACAGCUCAAGACGUUAAAGACAAACGUAAAGCUGCGACCGUGAGACUAAAUAAACAAGAAAUAUAAAUUGAAGAUAAAUGCAUUAUGAAAGUGGUUUUACUGGGGGCGACGGUAGCCUAGUGGUUAUUGCGUGCCCCCAGUACAGAGGCUCAUGUCCUUGUGAGCAGGUGGCCCGGGUUCGAAUCUGACCUUUGGCACCUUAACCUGCAUGCCGUUCUCCACUCUCUCCUGGGUUUCUGACUCUAUCCCCCGUCCUAUCUCUAAAAUAAAACUCUCAAAAAGAAAGUGGUUGAACUGGUGUUUUGAACUAAUGGUCGGGGUAAAAAAAGCCCUUAAACAGACUUAAAUAUGCCGUUUAACUGAGAAUUUUUCUUCAACUCAUUGCAGAGGAAAGGGGUCUAAAACAUUGGCUCUAUAGACGCAGAUUUCUAUUUGUACCGUCGGUGGUGGUAAAGCAGGAUGUUGCAUGUAAACAUUGCCAGUGUGGCCUGUAAGCAGUCCAAAUCAAUCAAACCAGUCUCUCUGAGAGUUCUGGAUCUGGAGGUGCCUCUCUCACGGUCACCGUCCUGAUCCUCAGAUUGAGUCAGAGCUGGUUUGGUUCUUUCACUUUUCCCCGUACUUCCUCUUUCAGCUGGUCCAGACGUGCCUUCACUCCUCUGAACCUCUCAGUGACUUUGUUGUUUUUGUUGAUAUCAGGUCAGACUGCUUCAUGGCUAAAAAGCUUUAUCAAAGAGUGUGUGAGGGCUUUCCUGGAUGUGUGUGUGUGUGUGUGUGUGUGUUUUCUGUUUCUAAGGUUUGAGAGUGAUGACUGACAAUCUUUUACUGACUUGAUAUCUUCACGAGACGUACCUGUGUAUCUUUUCAUUUUGUAUUUUUACUCUAAGGAGGAUUUUCCUUAAUGUAUGAUACAAUCCUGUUACUCUUGCCUUUAUAUUUAUACAGAUAUACAUAUUUUUUGUAUCUUUUUUUCCCCCUUGUGCUAUUGUUAAAUGUCUACGCAGUAUUAUCGAUGAUGUAUUGUGACAUCAGCAUGAUGUCGGCGAUCUCUUUUUUUUACAUUUAUGUAUCAAAUGAGAAUUUGUAAAAAUGCUUUCACAGUCCUCGUGUGUAAAAUGUAUGUAUAAAUUAAAUUAACCAACUUUGACGCC
Labrus bergylta (ballan wrasse) is the source of this 8128-nucleotide messenger RNA. RefSeq names its product large tumor suppressor kinase 2 (gene lats2). The record is from RefSeq and is a predicted model, not a curated record. Lineage: Eukaryota; Metazoa; Chordata; Actinopteri; Labriformes; Labridae. Gene Ontology annotation, molecular function: protein serine/threonine kinase activity; ATP binding; protein binding. Gene Ontology annotation, biological process: regulation of organ growth; G1/S transition of mitotic cell cycle; positive regulation of apoptotic process. Gene Ontology annotation, cellular component: spindle pole; nucleus.